This is a messenger RNA of Ficedula albicollis (Collared flycatcher), 1143 nucleotides long. RefSeq names its product MRT4 homolog, ribosome maturation factor (gene MRTO4). Gene Ontology annotation, molecular function: RNA binding. The coding region runs from base 25 to 744 and encodes 239 amino acids. The record is from RefSeq and is a predicted model, not a curated record. The transcript is spliced from 8 exons. NCBI's taxonomy places the organism in Eukaryota, Metazoa, Chordata, Aves, Passeriformes, Muscicapidae. Gene Ontology annotation, cellular component: preribosome, large subunit precursor; nucleolus. Gene Ontology annotation, biological process: ribosomal large subunit assembly; ribosomal large subunit biogenesis; rRNA processing.
GGGGCCUCGGAGCACGGCGGAACCAUGCCCAAGUCCAAGCGGGACCGCAAAGUGUCCCUGACGCGGACGCCCCGCAAGGGGCUGGAGGCCAAGCAGGCGCUGAUCGCCGAGCUGCGGCGCUGUGUGGACACCUACAAGUACAUCUUCGUCUUCUCCGUGGCCAACAUGAGGAACAACAAGCUGAAGGACGUGCGGAACGCCUGGAAGCACAGCAGGAUCUUCUUCGGCAAGAACAAGGUGAUGAUGGUGGCGCUGGGCCGGGAGCCGAGCAGCGAGUACAAGGAGAACCUGCACAAGGUCAGCAAACACCUGAGAGGGGAGGUGGGGCUCCUCUUCACCAAUCGCACCAGGGACGAGGUGGAUGAGUGGUUCUCCAGGUUCCGGGAGCUGGACUUUGCCCGUGCUGGGAACAGGGCGCCGUACGGGGUGAGCCUGGACACGGGGCCCCUGCAGCAGUUCCCCCACUCCAUGGAGCCACAGCUGCGGCAGCUGGGGCUGCCCACGGCCCUGAAGAAAGGGGUGGUGACGCUGCUUUCGGAUUAUGAAGUGUGCAAGGAAGGAGAUGUUCUCACCCCAGAACAGGCCCGUGUGCUGAAACUCUUUGGCUAUGAGAUGGCAGAGUUUAAAGUCACCAUGAAGUUCCUGUGGAAUUCUGAGACUGGAGACUUCCAGAAGCUCGUGGAAGACACAGCAGAGGAGGAGGAAGAGGAAGAGGAUGAUGAUGAUGGCAGCAAUGAGGACUAACAGCUUGGACACCAGACAGUUCUAUUUUAGGGACAAAAGGAGGGGGACAUUUCCCUUCCCUGGGUGCACCUGGACUGGGAUGAUCUUCAUAUACAGUGACCUAACUAUGCUUUUUUUAUAUUUAUAUAAAUACCUAUGUGAAACUUCAGAUGGUUGUUGCCCUGCCUGUUACUGUUGGUGUAUUCUGGGAUCUGAGGAAAUGCCAGCUCAAACAUGAGAACUGGGCAGAAAGAGUGUAAAUGUAAUGGAACUUUGAUAUAGCACAAACAGAAAGAUGCUGGGGGUUUAUUAUUCUGACACAGAAGAUACUUAGCUCAAUCCUUGGAACUUUGCCUUAUCCCUGGCAGUGUCCAAGGCCAGGCUGGAUAGGGCUUGGAGCACCCUGGGAUAGUAGAAGAU